CCUGGCCAUUUGUCAAAUAAGAAUCUCUCUUUCUUCACCACUAGCAGUUUAAAGUUUACUUACCACAUUCUCUCAUUUAGGAAUUUUUUCAAUUUCUUAGGUUAGGUUUUACUGUGUUUGCUUGUGUUUGCUGUAUUAACUUCCGAAAAGUUUUUGUAGUUCUGGUUGUUUUUCUUCAAAUUUAUCAUGGCCUGUUCUGCGAAGGUAUGUAACAUUUGAAUUUGUAAUCGAAUUAAUUCAGUUCCUUGGGUGGUGGUAUGUUGAAUCUUACAUUUACCAGAGGUACCAGCAUACAAGAUAUGAAUCAUGUUAUGUACUGACAAGAACAACUGUCCAAUGAGUAAUGACAUAAAAUUGAUGAGAAUUCCUAUUAUUUUAUUCAAUAAUUCAUCAUGAUAAGAUCCAACAACUCACUGGGUGCUCCUACCACUAACCAAGUGAAUUCCUCACAGUUCUCUCAGACAAAAAAGGUUCAAGAGUACAAAGAAGAAGUGAAGAAACAGGCUGAACAUCUAUUGCUAAAAGGUUUCCCAGAGACUAUUGUUAGCUUGAAUAAUAUUCUUGAAACACCUCAAUUCAAGAAUCGCAAAUUCUCUGAGGUCCAUCAGGAUUUGAAUAUAGCAGUGCCCAAUCCCAUAAUUCUCAAUAGCCACACUGAUUUGCCUCCAUCUAAGAAAUUGAAACUUGACAAUAGCAUAUCUUCCAGUAUAUCUGAGGAUGGUUCACGGGUUAUGAUCCUUCCUGGUGGUUCUGUAGCCACAAAUAAACAUUUAGUGGAUUUGAUAGAGCUUGUCAAACCACAUAUUAGAAAGCUUGUGGAAGAUUCCAAUUUGAUGAAAAUGUGGAUUUCCUUCAUGAUUCCCAAAAUUGAAGAUGGUAAUAAUUUCGGAGUUUCUAUUCAAGAAGAUACUCUAGCUGAAGUACAGUCUGUGGAGUCAGAAGCAGCUGCCUUCUUUGAUCAGAUUUCCAGGUAUUUUAUCUCAAGAGGCAAGUUGAUAUCAAAAGUGGCAAAGUACCCCCACAUUGAUGAUUAUAGGAGAGCUGUCCAAGAACUAGAUGAGAAAGAGUACUUAAGCCUCUGGUUGGUCAUGUCAGAAAUUCGCAACAGAUAUUGUGCUUUGCAUGAUAUUGUCCUCAAGAAUCUUGAUAAAAUUAAGAAACCUAGAACCUCUAAUGCUACAGAAUCUUUGUACUAGAAAUAACCAAAUAAAAAGGUGUCAAAACUUUUUUUGUUGAGAAAUAUGU
Messenger RNA from Phaedon cochleariae (mustard beetle), 1245 nucleotides. The record is from the annotation of a GenBank genome assembly. Lineage: Eukaryota; Metazoa; Arthropoda; Insecta; Coleoptera; Chrysomelidae.